Blastocystis hominis is the source of this 1590-nucleotide messenger RNA. RefSeq lists its product as hypothetical. The record is from RefSeq and is a predicted model, not a curated record. Lineage: Eukaryota; Bigyra; Opalinata; Blastocystidae. The transcript has 5 exons. Bases 1 to 1590 code for a protein of 529 amino acids.
AUGGCCGAGUUGGAAGCCAUUGAGAAGGAGGAAUCUACACUCGAGCGCUUCAUUCUGUACAACCUCACAGGAGACCAAGAAUAUUACGAUAUCUCGAGUGAAAAUGACACGGUAAAAGCGUGCGCUCUUGAAUAUAACAGAAUAACAGCUGAUUUACGAUCUAUGGGGCAGAGCGUGAGCGGAGUUACAAGCGAAAUCGAGGAACUGUCCAAGGAAAUGGCUGCUUGUAGUGGAGAUGCUGUAAAAGCGAGUGAAAGUAUAAAACAUUAUAAUACGUUAAAGGUAAAUGCUGAGAAAUCUUUGGAGUUGGUAACUGCCAUGAUCGAUUUGAAUCGCAGUGUGGCUGGUAUCGAGAAUUCUCUGGAGCACGAGGAAUACGAAAAAGCCACCGAUUACAUUCUAAAGUACCGUCGAGCGAUUCUCACGGGCGACAUCAGCACCAAGGACGAAAGCAUAAUGAAGAAGUCAACAGAAACGCUGAUUCGAGCUCUGACCGAGCAGUUCCAAAGCAGCAUGACCAAAAACAAACAGACCCAAGUCUACCGCUACUGCCACCUGCUCGAUAGUCUCGGCGAAGGCCGCUCCAUUCUCCAGCCGUUCCUCUCUCUCUCUUCUUUCGAGCUAACGCAUAGAUUGGUGCAGUACUUAAUGACUCCCCUUGUGGAACAAACCAAAAAAGACAACCAGCUGCUGCAAAGCCAGCGCUCCGCUCACCACGUCGGCGUGGUUGUGGGCAAUCUGCUCGGCGGUCUCUACCAGAAAGCCGUGGAGCUCGUGGACUCCGUGGAGGAUUCCUUCCAGAACUGCUUCGUGAACGAGCAGUUCGCGUACUGCUAUCUUCUCCGCUGCGUUUUUAUCCACUGCGACACGCAGGUGGGCUUCGCUUUUCUCUCUCUUUUUUUCCAGGCCGGCCAGCUUUUCUCCACCUUCGCUUCGCUCCGCGACCUCUCCGUGCUCUUCGAGGACUCCAAGACGCGCCUCCAAGCGUACAUCUCCAACGAGCAGGGCGUCGAAGACGCCGCGCUGGACGCUCUCAACCCCGUUCUCAACGAGAUCUCCCUCAUUCUCCAACACGCCGAGUCCUUCUCUCGCUACCUCACCGGCAAAAUGAACGACGCCGUCCUGGCCGCGUCCCAGCGCGUCCCGCCCGACUCGGAAAUGCUGACGCACUACCCGUCCACUGCGAACGUCCCUGCGGACGUCGUCGCCGCGCUGCGCAGCGCGGAGCAGAAGAAGGGACUGCCGCAAGGCGGGCAGCAGCCGUCGUGGAAGGCGAUGCAGUCGCUGUGCCAGAGCUACACGGCGCUGGAGGAGAGCUACACGCUGUACGCGGUGAACCGGUCGAUCUUCCACGUGCGGUUGGACGAAGAGACGCGGAGCAGCACGGUGCCGGAGGAAGUGUUCUAUCUGUUCGAGAUCGUGAUCAACCGCGCGAUCAGCCAGGGAAACGUCCGGAACAUCGCGAUGGUGGUGAGCAUCGUGAAGGGCUGCAUCGACCAGUACCUCCACGCCUAUCUGCUCUCGGUGAUCCGCGGCAGACGAUCGCUGAACACUUCGCGUGCGCGAUGCGAAGCGCGGAUUCACGCGUAG